GUUAUCGAGCGUGUACGGAGUCCAUGCGCGAGGAAUGCUGGAGGCCGGGAUGUAUACAGGAACGCACGGUGACAGGGAGCGCACGUCGCCUACUGAACUCUCGCUCUGUUCUCAUCCAUUAAAUCGCAGAAAACGUUACACCAGCGCGCGCAACUCUGUCAAACACGCUGCCGCAAAUUCGAUCUCCCGUAGGAUUGGAUCCCUCGGAAGUGCUGUUGUCCUUCGAGUUUACGUCUAAAUAGAAGAUCGCAAAAUGCGAGACGGAUAGUGGUCAAUGGGCUCGAAAAUUUGGAUAUGGAAAAACAUACCGGGCAUUCCAGGUCGAUGCAACGACGUAGUUUAUACGCUGCCGAAAUUGCAGUCAACGCACGAUCUUCUUAUAUUUUUUGGCGGCGACGUCCAAGAUAUUCAAAAAAACAUGGAGAAGCAUUCAGAUAGUAAGAAAUACGUAAAAUGGAGCUUGGAGAACACAGCGACUAUACUAUCUGAACAGUUUCCUGGGAGUCAUGUAUUUGUUGUUCGUCCAUCAAGGAUGACAAUAACUAAACACGCAGUAUUCAGUUGUUUCGAUAAUUUCGUAUCAGGAGAUACAUAUGGCACACCUACAUUUUGUCCAAUAUAUAAUGCUUUAAGGCAUUUAAAAGAUCUCAUUACUUGUUGCUUAGAACAUGUUAAAACAUUAAAGAUUGGAGAAGAUACUGAUAUCUGUAAUAUCGAAGCUACAAACUUAAGUCUAAUGGGCUUCAGUAAGGGAUGUGCAGUUUUGAAUCAGUUUCUUUAUGAAUUUCAUCAUUACAAUAAUGACUCGAAUAACGAUCCCAAUAUAAAUAAUUUUAUCAAACUUAUCAAAGAUAUGUGGUGGUUAGAUGGCGGACACAAUGGUCCCAAAAAUACAUGGAUUACAAAUGAGGAUAUACUUCGUUCCUUUGCUAAAUUAAGAAUAAAUACUCAUAUACAUGUAACGCCAUAUCAAAUGCAAGACAAACAUCGACCAUGGAUUCAGAUGGAAGAAAAGAGCUUCAACGAUACCUUACAAAGGAUGGGAGUAUCUGUACAACAAACUUUACAUUUUGAUGAUAAAGCACGAAGCCUCUCAUCGCAUUUCAAUGUUCUUACAGAUAUCAGAAAUAACGUGUAAUAAAACUAUCGUAUUCUUUUCUAAAUUUACGAUAUAAUCGAGCACUUGUGCUCGAACUUGUGUUAUGAAUCAUAAAAUAGAUCGCAAUUCCUUUACAUCAAGAUCAAAGUAAAGUAUAAA
Trachymyrmex septentrionalis is the source of this 1258-nucleotide messenger RNA. Its product is annotated as UPF0565 protein C2orf69 homolog. The record is from RefSeq and is a predicted model, not a curated record. The transcript has 6 exons. Gene Ontology annotation, cellular component: mitochondrion. Bases 275 to 1138 code for a protein of 287 amino acids. NCBI's taxonomy places the organism in Eukaryota, Metazoa, Arthropoda, Insecta, Hymenoptera, Formicidae.